Chlorella variabilis is the source of this 1815-nucleotide messenger RNA. RefSeq lists its product as hypothetical. The transcript has 16 exons. NCBI's taxonomy places the organism in Eukaryota, Viridiplantae, Chlorophyta, Trebouxiophyceae, Chlorellales, Chlorellaceae. Bases 1 to 1815 code for a protein of 604 amino acids. The record is from RefSeq and is a predicted model, not a curated record.
AUGGAGCGGCUGGCCAGCCUGGAGCUGAAGCUGGAGGCACGGCAGAAGCUGCAGGGCUUCAAGAACGACAUGCUGGUCCUGAAGAACAUCUGGUUCAAGAAGCUGCGCGACACAGACGACCACGCGGAGCGCCUGGAGAGCUUCUACAAGAACCAGGCGCACGCAUACGACAGCUUCCGCUCCAAGUUCCUGUGGGGGCGGCGCCCCAUGCUGGCCGCCUGCGCCGCACGCCUGCGCGACUGCGACGACAUGGUGUGGGUGGACCUGGGCGGCGGCACCGGGGAGAAUGUGGACAUGAUGUCAUCCUACAUCGACCUGGCGCAGUUCAAGGCCAUCUACGUGGUGGACCUGUGCAAGUCGCUGUGCGAGCAGGCGCGCAAGAAGGUGGCGGAGAAGGGGUGGGCCAACGUGCGGGUGGUGGAGGCGGACGCAUGCCACUUUGCGCCGCCAGAGGGCGCGGCCACCCUCGUCACCUUCUCCUACUCCCUGUCCAUGAUCCCUCCCUUCCACGCCGCCGUGGACCGCGCCAUCUCCUACCUGGACCGCGAGCAGGGUCUGCUGGGUGUGUGCGACUUCUUCACGUCCUCCAAGUACGACCUGCCGCUGCGCCAGAUGGACUGGCUGCGCCGCUUCUUCUGGCGCUCCGUCUUCGACUCCGACAACAUCGACAUCGGCCCCGAGCGGCGCCAGUACCUGGACCACCAGCUGAGCUGGGAGGACCCGGCGGCAGACGAGCCUCACCUGCAGAUCAGCGACAGCGACGUGUGCCUGACGCUGACCUCCGGCGGCUGCAACUCGCUGCACCUGUGCAUCAGCGGCGCGCGGCGCGUGUACAGCGUUGACUGCAACCCCGCGCAGUCUGCACUGCUGGAGCUGAAGCAGGUGGCCAUCCGGCAGCUGGAGUAUGAGGAUGUGUGGGCGCUGUUUGGGGAGGGCAAGCACCCCCGCGCGGCGCAGCUGUUUGAACGAGAGCUGGCGCCCUUCCUGAGCCAGUCGGCCAUCCGCUUCUGGCGGGACCGCCUGCGGUACUUUGACGAUGGCCUGUACUUCCAUGGCGGCAUGGGCAAGGUGGUGCGCGUGGUGCAGUCGCUGGCCUCCUGGCUGGGCAUGGGGCGCGCGGUGGCGGCCGUGGCGGCGGCCCCCACCCUGAAGGCGCAGCGCGCGGGCUGGGAGGCGCUGUGGGUGGUGCGCCUGCUGCGCGCCGUCCCCGCCUGGGCCCUCUCCAUCAUCGCCGACUUUGCUGCCCUCCUCUUCUUCAACAGAGUCACCCUGUGGUUUGGCGGCGACAUCCCCUUCAAGCAGUACCAGCUGAUCAUGCGGGACGGCGUGCACAUGAGCGCCUACGCCGCCCGCACCUUUGAUGGCGUGGCGCAGCACAGCCACCUGCGCCGCCACAACUACUUUUACUACAACUGCCUGACGGGCAGGUUUGCGAGGGACAACUGCCCCUCCUACCUGACCCCCGCCGGCUUUGCCGCGCUCAAGGACGGCGCCCUGGACUCACUGGCAAUCGUCAACGGCUUCUUCCUGCCCACCCUGCGUGCCCGCCAGUACACCAAGGUCAUCCUGAUGGACCACCUGGACUGGCUGGACGACAAGGCGACGCGGGAGGUGGCCGCCACGCUGGCCAAGCAGGUGGCGCCCGGCGGCCGCGUCAUCUGGCGCUCGGCCGCCUACGUGCCGCCCUACGCGGCCUUCAUCGCCGACGCUGGCUUUGAGGUGCGGUGCAUCCAGCGGGCUGACCAGGGCUUCAUGGACCGGGUCAACAUGUAUGCCAGCUUCUGGGUGGCGGAGAAGAAGGCCAAGCAGCAGUGA